Messenger RNA from Fusarium oxysporum Fo47, 576 nucleotides. RefSeq names its product putative oxalocrotonate tautomerase enzyme-domain-containing protein. The record is from RefSeq and is a predicted model, not a curated record. Lineage: Eukaryota; Fungi; Ascomycota; Sordariomycetes; Hypocreales; Nectriaceae. The transcript has a single exon. The coding region runs from base 1 to 576 and encodes 191 amino acids.
AUGCUGCCGCCUAUAAGUAGACGAGGAUUAUGCGUAUUCUACUCAUUUCUAGAACCAACUCAGACUAUAUCAAGACUUUAUCAUCCAGUCCAAAUACUUUCAUCACUUUCUCAAACCGUCAUCACGCCUAAAUGGGUCUUUCACCACACCACCGGUACCUUCUCGCCUGAGGACAAACGUCAGAUUGCCCAAGGCAUGACCAAGAUCUACUCAAGUGUCGGCCUUCCCCCGUUUUACUCAAACACUCACUUUAUCGAGCUGAAUGCCGACAGCAUUUUCGCUGGGGGGGAAUCCCCAAAAGCAUUAACCACUGUUUCGAUUUAUCAUGUGGCACGCACUUUGGCAACUCCUGAUGUACAAGACUUUUUCAUGAAAGCCUUGGACGAUGUUCUUAGGCCAAUUAUGAAACCAAAAGGCAUCAAGUGGGAACUGGCUAUCUAUGAAGGUGAUAUUGAAUACUGGAGGAUUAACGGCAUUAGACCCCCAGCUCAAGGCUCGGAGAUGGAGAAGAAAUGGUUUGAUGCGAAUCAAGUUACGGACGAGGAGGAGUUGUUCCGUGCUCAGGAACGCCCCUGA